AUGGAAACGAUGCUAACCUCGCGAAGUUAUGUGUGGGGUGGGGUUGCAGCCAACGGGAGCGCGUUCGAAGAGGCCUACAUACUGACUCUACCAUCCUUCCAAUGGACCCGAAUACAUCCAGCCCCUCCCGCCACUGUUCCGAACUACGGUGGUAAGGGAUGGUCAUCUUGUGACGUGAUCCGCAAUUCACAGAUGAUCAUCAUGAGUGGCGCGACCACCAACAGAUCCAUUGUGGAAUGCCAUGUCCCAAACAUGGGUGGCCAAUCCGGCCUCUUACUUGGGCAAGAAAGUGUGGAGGUAGAAAACUGGUGGCACGCAGUCAGGAGCGAUGUAAACAGGUACCGGGUGCCGGAUAAGAUCGUUGAGCUUAUCGGCGGCAAUGCUGAUGGUAGUGCCACCAAAACUGCACCAGUACAAGGCUGGGCCACGCCUUCGUUGGCGGGCUAUUGGAGAGGAACCAUGGUAAUCAAUUCACGAACAGCAACGAGAACUGUCGCAGCCACACCAACUGCUGAGCAGCCGACAAGCCAACCCCCAUCGAGAAAGACAAACGUGGGAGCCAUAGCAGGUGGGACUGUUGGUGGUGUCGUUGCGCUGGCCGGUAUAAUCGCUCUUAUAUUCAUCUGUCUUCGCAGACGUCGCAAGCAAGCCAUGCACGACCAAGCCGAGCGUAAUCCCAGCACGGGACCCAACCUCCACGGUCCUGACAUGGCGCCGAAGCACUUUGCACACGCUUCUAUCUCGCAGAGCAGCACCAUGUUCGCUUCCAUGGCCCAAUCGCCCACCUACUCACCCCAGGCCUCACCACCGCCUCCGAGCACCUGGCACGGAGAACAAAACUCCUACCAAACAUCACCGCCACACCAGCAUCAGAACAGCGAGUGGGCGCAGCAGGGCAAUCAGUCUUACCUGCAGCCGUACUACCCGCCGCCUCCCGACCCUUCGCAGUCACCGGCGAGGAAAAGUCCUUACGAGAUCAGUGUUGAACUGCCCGAAGUGAGGAGCCCAGCCAAUGCUGAGAUGUCGGAUGUUAGAAGUCCCAUCGGUAGUCAGGCACCAGACUUGACGAUUCCGGUUCCUGUUCGCGGUGUCUUGUAA
Messenger RNA from Ascochyta rabiei, 1098 nucleotides. RefSeq lists its product as uncharacterized. The record is from RefSeq and is a predicted model, not a curated record. The transcript is spliced from 3 exons. Bases 1 to 1098 code for a protein of 365 amino acids. Gene Ontology annotation, molecular function: protein binding. NCBI's taxonomy places the organism in Eukaryota, Fungi, Ascomycota, Dothideomycetes, Pleosporales, Didymellaceae.